Molecule: messenger RNA, 1752 nt
Organism: Histoplasma mississippiense
Lineage: Eukaryota; Fungi; Ascomycota; Eurotiomycetes; Onygenales; Ajellomycetaceae
Exons: 4
Coding region: 1-1752 (583 amino acids)
Source: RefSeq, a predicted model, not a curated record
AUGUCGGAUCACCCAGAACAAGUCGUCGCGCAGCUUGGUAGCCUCCUCAAUCAACUUGCUCACUUCCUCAAUGAGAAUGAGAAAUACUUAUCGCCUGACAUAUACAAAUUUUGUUACCAUUCUCUCCCGGCCUUAGAGAAGUUAACCUUGAGCAAAAUUGUUGCAAUUUUGCAUACCGGAGACCAGAAUAGAUCAACGGAUGACAGACAGGAUGUGUGUGGUUGGCACAACCAUGGUGACACAUCUAGCGACUCUUCUAACGAUGCGGGAGGCUCAUUGGGAAACCUGACAUAUUCUUCUGGCGAUAAAGAGCUCUCUAGCGAUGCGGAAGACUCAUUUGGAAACCUGACAUAUUCUUCUGGCGAUAAAGAGCUCUCUAGCGAUGCGGGAGGCUCGUCUGGAGGCGUUGUGACGAACGUUUAUAAAGUCUUCAAGUUAUCGGUCGCCACCAUUCCCGGCACACUACAGGAAGUUUUGAAGGAAUGGACAAAGAACCAUGAGACCUUCUUUGAAGACCAACCGCAAAACGUCCCCAAGGCAUCAGGUUGGGGCGCGUUGUUUCGCAAGAUUCACCAGUGUGAAGUGAAUGCUGAUGUUCUCAGGAUUCGCCGACGAUUCGACCUGUUCUAUUUCUUCCAGUCAAUCCAAAACUGUGGAUACCAUGAUGGCAACAGAUGGGUGUAUCGUGCACGAAAUACACUGGCCAAAAAAGUCAUAAAGCAGUCUCCAUCACUUCAGCUAAAAGUUAAUACAAUUGACAGCCAACUUGAUCUCUGGGCUGAGCUGGGUCGUGGAUAUGAUGAAUGGGUUAAGGAGUUCGAGCAUCCAGGUUGCCUACUUCUGUUGCCGCUCAACGUCUCAGAAACCGAGUACACUGAAAGACGGUACCGUAAAUAUAAAAAUUCCGCCGCACAACAUCUCAUCAACAUCGGUUUUCAAAAUGUCAUGCGCGAGUGGAACCUCCAUGCGCUUGGGAACAGUAUUGUCCAAGGGCUAAAAGAGAGAUAUCAGCCCCUUGUAGAAGAUGCUUUCCUUACCCCGAGGACCCCUAAGAGGCACAGGGAGAGUGACGAAUCCAGUGCAAAACGGCCAUGCCCCGGCUCGCGAGCAGACAUCUCCGAAAAACAUCAGCCCGGCACGAUUAACAGGUGUCAUACGUCAAUGCAACUUCUCGUGGCAGCGGUAUCGGUAGCUUCAACUCACGACAGCGCAAAACAGCAGAAUAUUGAUACACUGCACCGACCCCCUCCUCCACCUGCUGCUGAUGGCUUUGCAUCGUCGUCCAUUCAAUUACUCGAUCGUACGGCGGAUUCGAGAACUAUCACAGGAGCUCUAUCGAUCCCAGCUGAAAACCCACAAAAAGAUUCCAACACAGUAGUUGAUGGCCACCAAUAUAUCGCACGGAAUCGCGCUGACAGCGAUCCACCCCCGUUCAAUGUCGAAGAGAUAACCAGACAAGACAUGAAUGGAACAGACAUUUUCCAGCCAGAUGGAGUUGACCAAUGCUUCCCACAAAUUGAAGCCCAUUCAGCGGCGGACGUCGAUGAUAGGUGUUUAUUGCCGUCCUUAAAUGUUGACAAUGCGGAUUCGCCGCCACCCUAUUAUGAUGUUGAUAGCGAUGAAUGGGUGCUGCCGUUUGAUGUUGAUAGUGAUGUAUGGGUACAGGUGGCCUUUGAUGUUGAUAGUGAUGAAUUUGUGCAACCGCGCCUCGAUGGUGAUGGGCAAAAUUUGCCGGAAUAUUCCCAGACAUAA